Akanthomyces muscarius is the source of this 672-nucleotide messenger RNA. RefSeq lists its product as uncharacterized. Lineage: Eukaryota; Fungi; Ascomycota; Sordariomycetes; Hypocreales; Cordycipitaceae. The coding region runs from base 1 to 672 and encodes 223 amino acids. The transcript has 4 exons. The record is from RefSeq and is a predicted model, not a curated record.
AUGUCUGCGGAUAUUUUAUUUGAAGCCGACCGAUGCCUAGAAGCCAUGAGAGAACUUCGUAAAGUCGAGGGUGGCACACUCCUGGAUCUCAGGAACGCCCGGCUGGCCGACUGGGAGCACACGUCUAAAUCAGAGGUUAACGCACGCACAACAAUGUGGACGGUGCCUCUGUUGCCUCCUUGGGAACGCUUGCAAGCAAUGGAUGAUGCUAUCGCAGAACUCGGUCAAACUCUGGGCCCGCAUCAGCCUCAUAAUGCGGACAUGACCAGACUACUCCUUCUGCGCAUUGCGCAGGAGCCUGAAUCCCCAUAUCGCGAACGAAAAUACAAGGAAAUUCUCUCCGUUUUUGGAGAUCGCGAUUGCAAACUCGCUAUGGACACGAAAGUCGAAUGUUACAUGCAGCUGUGCAAUAUCUACCUGUCCAGAUCUGACGGGGAAGGAGCCUAUGUGUGUGUUGAGAAGUUGAACGAAAUUGCAACAACUCCCUUUGCGAAGACAAUCGCAUUUCAUCAGCAGGCUGGAGUCUACCUUCAUCAUCAAAAGCGUAAGAUCCUCGUCACAAUCCACGAGCUGCUUCACAGAUUUAAAGACGAUGGCGGCGAAGAUGCGAAGCAAUCGCUUGAAAAUAUGAAGCAAUUUCUGACGCGCCUACUGAACAAUGACCAAACCUGA